CACACGUAUGUUCACCCAGUUCUCAGUGUACCAGGUACAGCGGCUUCAUAUGCAAAUCACGGUGAUCUUAUUGUGAUAAAAAACCAAGUGUUCGCAAAUCCUUACCCGUAUCGAAGAAUAUCACUGUUACAGCCAGUUUUGAGUUUGAAUAGCAACAUGAACUCAUCGUGGAUCCUGGACGAACUGAGCCUGUUGGAGGACUUCCCUGCGAGGCCGCGAGUGGAAGUGAGGCCAACUUAUGAUCAGUUCUACGCAGACCCCCCGAUGUCAAACGAUAGAUUGAGUGACAUUGGCCUCGGAUGUAAGGUCAACUUGCCACAGUCAUCACCACCUGUAUCUCCUGUGUAUACUACUUUACGUUCUGCCUCCAGUACGGGCACCAUUAACAUGCAAGAAAGAUACACCGAGUCGGGAACAGGUUUGUAUGAUGAAUGGAAAAGCAUGUCACCUUACCUGUGGACGCAGGAGCACGUGCUGAGCUGGUUACGCCAAUGUAUGUACGAGAUUGACGAUUACAGCGACAUACAGAUGCAAGAUUUCAACUUAACUGGUCAACAGUUAAUGCAGAUGACGAAAGACGAUUUCAUGCAGAAUGCCACAAAGAAUGGUGCCAUUUUGUAUGAGAAAUUACUUUUUCAAAGAUCGCUUCAUAAUGAAGCAUGCUAUAUUAAUGAACCCUCUAUCUUCAGUGAAGAUAACAGUUUUACAAAUGACAUGGCUCCCAUGCCCUUUGAUGAUGAUGUACUUCCUAUGGAAGGUAAGUCCAAAUUUAUACUUGUUUACCUUAGUAGGUAUUGUUAUGGCGCCCUCUACAGACAAGAAAUGCAAAUUUCCAAUAUUUGCAAAAUAUAUCUUUUAAUUAUUAUUUAUUUUUUUACUACUAUAGAUAUAAAGAAUGCAAUAUUCCCAACUGAACAUGAACCUUGUCAAGAAUUCUUGAACUUCAUAAAUGAACUUGGUGCUGAGUCGGCACCUACCAAUGCUUACGACGACGUACCUGUAGUGUCUCCUUCAGCAUCCAGCUCUCAAUACACUGAGUCAGAGCCAUCUGAACCACCAAGCCCUGACCAACCAAUGGAUAUAUUCACUAGAAUUGAAAGUGGCUUUGCAAGAACUAGAGAAGAUUCGUUAGGAGAAGAUUCGUAUGAAAGUGACAGCUCAAGUGAUAAUCACUCUGUCUUCAGCACCGAGUCGCUGCCAGUAGAUGUGAAUGUACCUCCAAAACGUAGACAUGUUGGUGGCAAAAACUUGAAACUGAUUAAGCGCCCAGCCAGAAGACCUGGUAGACCACGCAAACAAAAGACAUUCUCCAGUGAUGAUGAUGAUGAGUUCGCUUAUUCCAGGAAGACAGAAGGAAUGAAAGGAAACCACUUGUGGGAAUUCAUUCGCGAUCUCCUGAAAAACAGUCAGUUCAACCCGGAAUACAUAAGGUGGGAAGAUGACAAAACGGGCAUGUUCAAAAUCGUCCAAUCUGAACGUAUCGCUUUUGCCUGGGGCAGGAAGAAAAACAAUCCCAGAAUGACGUAUGAGAAACUGAGCCGAGCCAUGAGGUAUUACUACAAGAGAGACAUUCUUGAGCGAGUUGAUGGCCGUAGACUUGUUUACAAGUUCGGCAAAAAUGCAUAUGGAUGGAAAAACUGAUUGCCAGAACAAUAAAUAUGAAUAAUAUGUGUAUGUUCAGCAAUAUAAUCAGUCAUGAGCACAAAAACACUUUUACUUCCAGUGAGAUUUUGUAUUGUCAUGAUGCAAUAAGAAACCAAUUGUAUGAGCCAUAAUGUGACUUAAGACAUUUUUAAAUGUAUUUUUAUAUUAUGCAUAAUGUUAGAAAGAGAAAAACGGUCUGAGACUGUGUAAAGUUAUUAUUUGUAUUUAAUUACCUUAAAAUUCCAUUUUUUUUUUUUGUUCUGCUGGUCAGAGCUCAGAAAGUUGUUUAAUAGAAUUCAAUAUAGGGAUCCCAAUUACUACAGUGAUAUAGGGUCACAUUGUUUAGUUACUGUUAAUAUCAACACAUUUAAGUACCUUGUUUGGUAUAUCAUGUUUGUAUCUACCUAUGUAUGUAUGUUUUAUCAUACAGCAAGUAACCGUAUAUUCGGUAGAGUGGAUUGUAAACCCGCAAGUACUUUUGUUUUAAAACUACCGUAUAAUUGUUGGAAUUGAUAGAUUUACUUAAGAUUUAAACAAGGACU
This is a messenger RNA of Saccoglossus kowalevskii, 2186 nucleotides long. RefSeq lists its product as uncharacterized. Gene Ontology annotation, cellular component: nucleus. The record is from RefSeq and is a predicted model, not a curated record. Gene Ontology annotation, molecular function: sequence-specific DNA binding; DNA-binding transcription factor activity, RNA polymerase II-specific; protein binding. NCBI's taxonomy places the organism in Eukaryota, Metazoa, Hemichordata, Enteropneusta, Harrimaniidae. Gene Ontology annotation, biological process: regulation of transcription by RNA polymerase II; cell differentiation.